Penicillium vulpinum is the source of this 1005-nucleotide messenger RNA. RefSeq names its product NAD(P)H-dependent flavin oxidoreductase. Gene Ontology annotation, molecular function: nitronate monooxygenase activity. The annotation marks the transcript as partial. NCBI's taxonomy places the organism in Eukaryota, Fungi, Ascomycota, Eurotiomycetes, Eurotiales, Aspergillaceae. The transcript is spliced from 4 exons. The record is from RefSeq and is a predicted model, not a curated record.
AGGCACUGGUCGGGUAUCGUGUCCAGUUUGGAGCUCGGUCCGACAUCUGUCACUAAUGCUGGAGGCUUGGGAGUUAUUGGUGGCGUUCAUUAUACCCCUGAGGCUCUCCGUGAGGCCCUGGUAGAUCUCAAAAACGACCUUGUUGAUAAAAAUGCGCCAUUUGGCGUAUAUUUACUCAUUCCCAAAGUAGGAGGUGCCGCAAGAAAGACCAAUCAUGAUUACUCACACGGAAAGCUCGACGAGCUUAUUGAAAUCAUCAUCGAAAGUGGAGCCAAGUUGUUUGUAUCUGCAGUUGGAUUGCCACCCAAACAUGUCGUCAAAAGGUUUCACAAGGGUGGCGUUCUUUACAUGAACAUGGUGGGACACCCAGUUCACGCUCAGAAGGCAAUCGAAAAUGGCGCAGAUCUGAUUUGCGCCCAAGGAGGGGAGGGAGGUGGCCACACUGGUGACAUUCCUACCGUGAUCCUGAUUCCAGCAAUAGCCGAAGCAAUUAAAGGCCAACGCAGCGCAUUCACGGGCAAGGAUGUUGUCUUAAUUGUGGCUAGAGGUCUCUUCAACGGCCAGUCACUUGCUGCCUCCCUAAUGCUUGGAGCAUCGGAGGUCUGGAUUGGAACUCGCUUCAUUCUCGCGAAGGAGUCUGGCGCUUCAGCUUACCACCAAAAGAUGCUGCAGGAGACAGGCUUUGACGACAUUAUUCGGACAAUUAUCUUUAGCGGGCGAACUAUGCAUGUCCGUGCCACGCCCUAUAUUCGUCGUUGGGAGCGAAGCCGUAGGCAGGAGUUGCUUGAUCUUCAAAGCCAGGCAUUUUGCUCGCCAGGUCACCAGAAUGAUCUUGACACUAAGCAGGAUGAUAAUGAGAUACUUGAGAAUGCUCAUCCUGUCAUUAUGGGCAAGGUGGCAGCUGUGGUCAACGAAAUCCUGCCCGCAAAGGAUAUUGUUGAGGGUAUGGCGGAAGAAGCCUGUGAGCACCUGGAAAGUGGACAUGCCAUGAGGAGCAAGCUUUGA